Pieris brassicae (large cabbage white) is the source of this 2043-nucleotide messenger RNA. RefSeq names its product glycerophosphodiester phosphodiesterase GDPD6-like. Gene Ontology annotation, cellular component: periplasmic space. The record is from RefSeq and is a predicted model, not a curated record. Gene Ontology annotation, biological process: lipid metabolic process. NCBI's taxonomy places the organism in Eukaryota, Metazoa, Arthropoda, Insecta, Lepidoptera, Pieridae. Gene Ontology annotation, molecular function: glycerophosphodiester phosphodiesterase activity. The transcript has 2 exons. The coding region runs from base 17 to 1093 and encodes 358 amino acids.
AGUUCCCAUUUCAAUUAUGGCUACAUUCUCUGUAGCAAAAGUAUAUUUUGUUGUGUUUUUCACUACGGAAGUUUUCGCAACCUAUGUCAGAGUACAACGACCAGGGCCCGAUGACUGCGAACCAGUCGUUGUGGCUCACCGUGGUUCAAGCGGCUACGUUACUGAACACACCCUAGGCGCUUAUGCACUCGCUGUUACACAAGGCGCGGAUUAUGUGGAGCCUGAUCUCGUUAUGACCAAAGACGGCCAUUUAAUUGCAAGACACGAAAACCAGUUAGAAAAAAGUACAGACAUUGCUCACCGACCAGAGUUUGCAGAUCGGUACCGCUCAAUGUCCGUCUUAGGAUUUAACAUUACACUAGGAUGGUUUUCGGAAGAUUUUACGCUUGCAGAAAUCAAAACACUAAGGACCAUCGAACCAAUGCCUCUAAUUCGACCGGGAAAUACUCGAAUGGAUGGCUCAAUGGAAGUUCCGACAUUUCAAGAAAUCAUAGAUCUAGUUAAAGGAUUAGAGUACAGUCAGAAUCGCACUAUUGGUAUAUAUCCAGAACUGAAGAGUGGUGCGUAUUUUCGAUCUAUAGGAUUACCAAUGGAACCAGCAGUCGUAGAAAUUUUUCAUAGAAACGGCUACAUUGGAUCUCAAGCACCGGUAUACAUACAAUCAUUCGAAGCCAACAGCUUGAGAAUAUUAAAGAAAAUAACAGAUUUGCGAUUGCUGCAAUUAAUUGGGCGAGUUUCAGCACAGGAGAAUGCACGCAUGAUAACACCAGGAGGACUCAAAGAUAUUGCAACAUAUGCACAUGCGGUUGGACCUCAUAAAAACCACAUUAUUCCUCGUGAUUUCAGGAAUAGGCUUGGCAGGCCGACAUCUCUCGUUAUUGAUGCACAUGACGCGGGACUUAAAGUUCAUCCCUACACUUUUCGGGCUGAAAAUGCUUAUCUACCAGUGGAGUUUAGAAGCGAAGAUCCUGCUGAUAGUGCUCUGGGUAACUUGGAUGAAGAAUUGGAAGCAUAUCUAGCGACUGGAAUUGAUGGUUUAUUUAUUGAUCAACCAGACUAUCUUGUUAGAUUAAAGAGUCGUUUUUGUAACUGAUAUCUAUAAAAUUUACUUAAUAGGGUAUCUAAAGUUAUUACGUACAUAGGUAUUCAUGACGAAUUAGUAAAAUAUGAUUACCGGCUUGUCUCAGUUUCGCACGGCUGUGUCAAUCAGAGAAAAUGAAUAAUUUUACAUUGUUUUUUGAGUUGAUUCGUUACAAAUAUACAAAUCUUCGUUUAAAUAUAAGUACAUAUAUAUAUUUUAACUGUUAUUAUUUUGUAUAGCUAACAAAUAGCAGGCUUGAUCCCAGUUUAAAGUGUGCGUUAAGAAAGUAACUCUCGAGACAACAAAGUUAUAGAGGACCUAAAUUAUUUUUCAAUAAAAUUACAAUUCCGUCGAGUCAAUAAAUAAUUAAUUGUGAAACCAAAUAAAAAAUGUUUGUUAGUGUUUACUCGGAAUUUAAACACAGAGUUUGUAUUGCAGGCUUGGUGCCUUGUGCUACACAUAGCUAAAUCCGGACCCAUCACAGAUAUUAUGUAUUAGUGUAUUACAUUAAAAAAAACUUAUUACAGUAAAAAUAGUUACAAAGUAAUACCGAAAUGAAAAUGUCUCCAUUUAUUUAAAUUUUAUAUUGCAAUUUCUAUAUUCACAAAGCUAAAUGACAAAAGAUGAAAUAAAAAAAAUCUUUCAUUGUAAUUUAAAGAAUAUUAUGAGUAUUUAAAUAUGUAUAUUAAGAAAAAUAGUUGGACCAGUUCUAAGGUAUGAAAAGUGAACAAUUCUUCUGCAGGGUCGGAAUAACUCUUGGCAUGCUCCUUAAAUUCAAGAAAAUUCAGGAAAUACAUCAAAUUUCGUUGAUAUUUUAACUAUGGCAAUUCUAAUAUUGGGUGACGUGCUUCAACUCUCUUAUAUUAUGGAAAUUAGGCAAAUUUGUAGGAAUCUGCAAAGCAACCAAAGUGCAAAAAAAAUCUACAAAACUAUUUAUAUAUUAUACAUGAAUAAAGAUUUUA